AUGUCGAGAACAGGAUUCGAAGAAUGUGCCGGAGUGACUCAAUGGUGUUUGACUUCUAUUGGUUACUGGCCUGUAAUCCACGGAAAACGUCAUUGGUUUUUCCAAAUUUUACUUCCCAUUGUGACUCCUACGGCAAUGAUUCUGUUUGUAAUUGUCCCUCAAACUGAAAAUAUUUACCGAUUUAGGAAUGACUUUAGCAUUGUAAUGGACACUUUGGCUGUAGCAGUUGUUGGCUGUGUUCUUUGCUUGUGGAAAUUCUUGGGUUUACACUCAAAUCAGAAAGAUCUGCAGAUUAUAAUCGAAAACAUCGAAUUAGAUUGGAAAACAGCUAAUGAACACGAACAGAUAAUCAUGUGGAAAAAUGCUAAAAAGAGUAGAAUCGUAACUACAAUUAUUCUCUCUUCUACAAUUGCAAACGUAUCAAAUUUGCUCAUGGGUGUCAUCAUGGGCUGUUACUAUGCGGAAGCUAAUAGAGUCGGAAACGGAAAUAUCGAGAGACCUUACUACGUUUUGUCUCAUUUUGAUUUUGAUGCCCAAAAGAGUCCUAUAUAUGAACUCAUAGUAAUCGGACAAUUUUUGGGCUGUUUCUUCGCAUCUCUUAUACACACGGGCUAUGACGGUUUGUUUGUCUUUACUAUUUUACAUUUUAGUGGACAACUACAUAAUCUAAGAUUUAGCGUCGAAAAUGUUGCCAAAGAUUGUUUAAGAAAAAAAUGUACUUUAAAAAGUCUGUUACGGCCUUUGAUCCGUGCUCAUCAACGUCUUGACAAUUUUGUUAUGAUAAUCGAAAAAAGUUUCAAUCAACUUUUCCUUGGACAGAUUUUAACUUCAUCGUUUCUCAUAUGUUUGCAGGGAUAUAGAUUCAUAUUGUUAUUAUCAGAAGUGAAAACGGAAGUUGUACCUGAAAUAAGUUUCCUUAUUUCGUACUUUCUGAGCAUUAUAUUGAGUAUAUUCAUGUACUGUUACAUGGCUGAGCAAUUACGAAUCCAGAAUGAUGAACUGUUCAAAUCAAUAUUUAAAAUGGAAUGGUACGAAUUACUGUGUAAGGAGACAAAAUUAUUAAUUACUUUCAUGAGUCAAUCAAAGUCUGCUACUCGCAUUACAAUAGGAAAAUUUGCAGAAUUUUCAUUAGAAUUUUUUUGUAAGAUCCUAAAAAAUGUGGCUGGUUAUAUUUCGAUGUUAUUGGCUUUGAGAGAUAGAUUUGUACAUACUGAUCUUAUUUUAGUGGAAUAA
Messenger RNA from Trichogramma pretiosum, 1233 nucleotides. Its product is annotated as odorant receptor 4-like. NCBI's taxonomy places the organism in Eukaryota, Metazoa, Arthropoda, Insecta, Hymenoptera, Trichogrammatidae. Gene Ontology annotation, molecular function: olfactory receptor activity; odorant binding. The transcript is spliced from 7 exons. Gene Ontology annotation, cellular component: plasma membrane. The record is from RefSeq and is a predicted model, not a curated record. Gene Ontology annotation, biological process: detection of chemical stimulus involved in sensory perception of smell; sensory perception of smell. Bases 1 to 1233 code for a protein of 410 amino acids.